AUGAAACGUUAUUCAAAAAUGGCACCAAUUGUAGCGGAAAAUAUAACUUUCAAUAAAUUCCCACAACAUCGAGCAUUACAUUAUCAUACAAUUCUUAGUGUUGCUCCAUUUCCAUAUAUGCCUGAUCCAUGGAACGAGAAUAAUAAUCAUUUGCUUCAAUUCAUUCAAAAUGAAUUUAAUGCUGCUCAUCCUGGUAUCUAUCUUAUUUUACGUCCAAUGAACACGCUAGAAGAUUUUUACAAUUUGACAUUGCUUGAAGAUUUCUUGACAGGCAAUGAUUCAGGGUACGAUGUUGUGGAAAUUGAUACUGUGAUUUUAGGUGAUCUUGUUGCUGCUGGUAUUAUAACUCCACAAACUUAUCCUAUUUUGCCAGAUCAAAUUCCAUCGGAUUGGCAUCCAGCAGCUGGUGCAGCAGUACAAAUAAAUCAGGCAGUAUAUGCUUUUCCUCAUCUUAUGUGUGCUUAUUUUCUUUUUACUCACGGAAACCCAGCAGAUAAGAGAGAAUUUUUGUCACUAGAGGAACUUGAACGAUAUCUAAAUAAUUCAUAUUAUGUUUACAAUAUACCUAAUUUGACAUACGGAUCCCAUCGUCUUGUAGGAAAUCUUAAUUCUAGUUGGGAUAUAAGUGCUAUAUGGAUCGAUAGUCAACGAGAUAUAUUUCAUUCGACAUUUUAUACAGAAGCAGAAGCUCUUCAUGGAUAUGAACAUUUAUCAUUCGAACCGAUGCGUAAGCUUGCUAAACUUUGUGAAUCAGAUGAAGGUGUUAAUGACUGUGUAGAUGGAAAAUUUGAGGAGAAUUAUGAUGAGCCUGCAAAAUUAUUUGGCACUUAUGCCGCUCGAGCUAUGUUUGGUUAUUCUGAAAGAUUGUUUCAUAUUUUAAAAGAGAGUUCAUCAAAUAAUGUUGCCGAUGUAAAAAUACAACCAUUACCAUUAGGAACCGGUGCUAAACGGCCUGUUUUUUUUACUGAUGCUUAUGUAUUUCGACGUAAUCUACCUGCGAAUAAGUUAGCAGCUGCACAAGCUUUUGUCAAAUUUAUGGCAACACCUCGAAUGCAAGCAGCUGUUGUAGGAAAUGAGGCGUUUUCAGAACAAAUGCCUUUACGUUAUCUUCUUCCUAUUUCUAAGAGUGCAUACAAUGAGCCUCUUCUAGUAUCUAAUCGUUUUUAUCAAGAUUAUUUUCGAAAUUUAUAUGGUUAUGCUUAUCCAAAUACUGGUCUUUUAUCAGCACGUCGUCAGCUUGCACCAGCUAUUCGAAAAUAUAUCAAAGAACAAUAA
Molecule: messenger RNA, 1275 nt
Organism: Rotaria sp. Silwood1
Lineage: Eukaryota; Metazoa; Rotifera; Eurotatoria; Philodinida; Philodinidae
Source: the annotation of a GenBank genome assembly